This is a messenger RNA of Aedes albopictus (Asian tiger mosquito), 7533 nucleotides long. It is a transcript of the gene Egfr, whose product is annotated as epidermal growth factor receptor. NCBI's taxonomy places the organism in Eukaryota, Metazoa, Arthropoda, Insecta, Diptera, Culicidae. Gene Ontology annotation, molecular function: ATP binding; transmembrane receptor protein tyrosine kinase activity. The record is from RefSeq and is a predicted model, not a curated record. The transcript has 8 exons. Bases 1778 to 6022 code for a protein of 1414 amino acids. Gene Ontology annotation, cellular component: plasma membrane; signaling receptor complex; basal plasma membrane. Gene Ontology annotation, biological process: negative regulation of apoptotic process; multicellular organism development; positive regulation of kinase activity.
AGCACUCUCGUCAGUUCAGAAUCAGACGGCUUCCAGUGCUGAAGUGUUUCGUUGAAGAGGAGGAAUUCUCGCGCGCUGGUUUGCGGUACGUUUUUUUGUGAGGUUCUGGUGAAGUUCUGAAGCCCGCUAAAUCCCACGGAGGGUUUCGUAGUUCGCGCAUUGAAGUUUUUCGUUUCGUUUCUUGGAGGAAACCGGAGGAGAUUGAUGUAUGUGUACGACUUUAGGGGGUGUGCAGCGUGGAGGAGCAGCAGUGUGUUGCGCACUGUGGAGAAGUGAGUGCAAAGAAGAAAUAGAAAGAUCGUACCUACCUGUUCUUUCCCAUUGACCGUGUGCACUGUCAAGACCUGCCGCAGCGGCCUGCGGGUUUCAACCUUUCCAAGGUGUGUGUGAGGGGUGGCUUGCCGUAUGCUAAGGCAUUUUCUGCUGCUUCUGCUUUUUAUUGUUCGGAUUGUUCGAUUUCCGUCGACAGUACACAUGUAAUUAUUUAUCUUCCCGAAUGGUGGAUCGCUUAUAUGGUAGAUUCUCUAAGUGAAUGGAAAACGAAGUGUUUUAGAGAAGAGCUUUUAUUGAUUGAGUACGCUAUUUGGAUUUGUUAUUCGCGGGGGCCAAGAGGGUCAUCGAAUGACAUCAUGUCCAACGGGAUGGCCUGUGGAGGCCGCGAAGGAUCGGCGAGAUUAAAGUGCGAUCGAUUAAUCAAACUCUGAACGAGAACAAGUGCGAGAAGAUUGUGUAUCAAAACGCAGAGAAUCAACAAGUGACCCCCCUGUGGAGAUACAAAUGCCCCGUGCGCAACGAAGAGUCCGGCGAAGAGUGGUUAAACACAUUAAACGUGAAAACAGAGAUCUCGAGCGCUCUGCAGACCCAAAGCAGCACUGAUUUGAAUGGAGUGUGAAGCGAAAACCUGAUUUUCAUUCAUAAACCGAGAAGAAUUGCGAGAUAGCCCCUGCAACAUCCACUCGAUACAACCAACAACUGUGGGACCUCUCUAGUGGACGGCAAACCAAACAAACCGCCCAAUCCAUUGAAGACCUGUGGCAACGGUCGAGCACAUUUCUAUUAUACAAUGUAUUUAGAGCUGACGACUAAUUAGUAAUUCAAUUGUGGAAUUGUUGUUUUUUUUUCGCUACGACUACGAAUAAUUCAACCUAAAACCGGUGUUGAACCCCGUUUGUACAAACGAAACAAAAAUGUGAAGAUUCGCAUGAAAAAACGUAAUGUCUUGUCGCAUCAAACAUCGGAUUAAUUAAUUCGAAGACUAACACCCUUCAGGAAAUUUUUUAGAAGAACCCCAAACCGAAAGGACCGGAUCCCCGGUGCGUGGAACCGUAAAAUGGAAAACGAUACGAUAGCAACGGUGUGUUCGUGUUCUUGAAAUUUUUUGAUUGUUUUUAAUUGUAUCCCAUUAGAGGCGGGAAGAAAACCCGAAAGAGCCAGCCCAAAAAGCGAAGAAUAAGCGACAACCGAAGGUGCCGUGGAAAAAAAAAAGGUAGUGUAGUGUGACGAAGAAGACGUGGUGGAGACGCGACGGAAGUCGAGAAUAAUAAUUUAAUCGAGAGAAUUGCGCAAAGGCGCUUCAACAACUGGUUACAUCCGACAGUUCAGGGUGGCGACGAUUUUCUCGGGCGAAGAAAAAGCGAUUUUAUUACACACUACAGUGACCCAAGAGGCGACCCAAAAAAAGAGGCGAGAGUUUUUUUUUUGUUCGGUGCGGUAGAGUUCAGUGUUGGUGAAUAAUCUGGGUUGUUUGAUUUGUGUGUGCCGCAAGGGUUGAGACAACAUGGGAGACACGAUGAUGGAACAGUGGAAGUGGAAACUGUUUCUGCUACUGCUGGUGCAGCAGAUUGGAUUCGGGAGCUGCUAUCUGAAGGAUUACAUCCACAAACAGGAGGAUAACGAAAUGAGAGUUUGCAUCGGAACCAACGGACGCAUGUCGGUGCCUUCGAACCGCGAGUACCACUACAAAAACCUCCGGGAUCGAUACACCAACUGUACCUACGUGGAUGGCAACCUGGAGAUCACCUGGAUCCAGAACACCUCGUACGAUCUGAGCUUCCUACAGCACAUCCGGGAGGUGACCGGCUACGUGCUGAUCAGCCACGUGGACAUUCCGCAGGUUAUUUUGCCACGACUGCAGAUCAUCCGAGGUCGCACGACGUUCAAGCUGAACAAAUGGGAGGACGAAUUCGGGCUGUUUGUGUCGUUCUCGCAGAUGAACACCCUGGAGAUGCCAGCGCUACGGGAUAUAUUGAGCGGGUCAGCCGGAAUAUUCAACAACUACAAUCUGUGCCACGUGAAGACCAUCAACUGGGACGAAGUGCUGUCCGAUUCCAAAGCCCACUACCGGUACACGUAUAACUUCACCUCGCCCGAACGGGACUGUCCGCCGUGUCACCCGAGCUGCGAGGUCGGCUGCUGGGGCGAGGGAACCCACAACUGUCAAAAGUUCAGCAAACUGAACUGCUCUCCUCAGUGCUCGCAGGGGCGCUGCUUCGGAUCGAAGCCCCGCGAAUGCUGCCAUCUGUUCUGUGCCGGUGGCUGCACGGGUCCUACCCAGAAAGACUGCCUAGCCUGUAAGAACUUCUACGACGAUGGCGUGUGCAAGCAGGAGUGCCCGCCCAUGCAACGUUACAACCCAACUAACUACCUCUGGGAGCCGAAUCCAGAGGGCAAGUACGCCUACGGAGCCACCUGCGUGCGGAACUGUCCGGAACAUCUGCUCAAAGACAACGGAGCUUGCGUGCGAACGUGCCCAUCGAACAAGAUGGCCCAGAACGGAGAGUGCGUCCCGUGUAAUGGAGCUUGCCCGAAAACCUGCCAAGGCGAGGGAAUCGUCAAUUCCGGUAACAUCGACAAGUACAAGGACUGUACCAUCAUCGAAGGAUCGUUGGAAAUUCUCGAUCAGACAUUCGACGGGUACCAGCAGGUGUUCAGCAACUUCUCGUUUGGGCCACGCUACAUCAAAAUUCACCCGGAUCGGUUAGAGGUGUUUUCGACACUGAAAGAAAUCAGCGGGUUCAUCAACAUUCAGGGUUUCCACGCGGACUUCAAGAAUCUGUCGUACUUCCGGAACCUGGAGGUGGUUGGCGGACGUCAGCUCAAGGAGAAUCUGUUCGCUUCUGUGUAUAUUGUAAAGACAUCCCUUCAAUCUCUGGAGCUAAAAUCCCUGAAACGGGUCAACUCGGGCGCCAUCGUCAUCCUGGAGAACGAUCACCUGUGCUACGCGCAGGAGAUCGACUGGUCCAAAAUCAAGAAGUCGGCCGAUCACGAGAGUGUGAUACAGUCCAACCGGAAUCCCAAGACUUGCCACGAGGCAGGAAUGUUCUGCGACGAACAGUGCACCAAGGCGGGCUGCUGGGGUAAGGGACCGGAACAGUGUCUCGAGUGCAAGAACUUUGUUUACCAGGGCAAAUGUUUGGACAGCUGCAAGAGUCUUCCAAAAAUCUACCAAGUCAACUCGAAAACGUGUGGAGAUUGUCACCCAGAGUGUUUGGAUUCAUGCUACGGACCCAAUGCCGACAACUGUGGAUCGUGCGUCAACGUUAAGGACGACAAGUUCUGCGUGUCGGAGUGCCCGAUCACCAAGUUCAACCAGAACGGAACCUGCGUCGAGUGUCACAAAACUUGCAUCGGAUGCAACGGACCGGAGGGUACGAUCGCCCCCAAUGGAUGUAUUUCGUGUGAUCGAGCCAUCAUGCGAAGCGAUGGCACGGUCGAACGGUGUCUGAUGAAGGAUGAACCCUGUCCAGAUGGUUACUACAGUGAACGCGUCGAACAGGACGAAGGUCCCCUGAAACAUCUGUCUGGAAAGUCGGUAUGCCGCAAGUGUCAUCCACGCUGUAAGAAGUGCACCCAGUACGGAUUCCACGAGCAAGUCUGCCAGGAAUGUGCUAGCUACAAGCGUGGUGAACAGUGCGAGGAUGAAUGUCCGAUCGAUCACUUCGUCAACGAAGAAACUCGUGAGUGUCUACCGUGUCACGCGGAAUGUCGCGGAUGUCGAGGAUUCGGCGAGGAUCAAUGCCUGGAGUGCCGCAACCUGAAACUGUACGAGGGAGAUCCCUAUGAUAACUCCACGGCGUUCAACUGUACCUCAACCUGUCCGCCGACACAUCCGUUCAAGCAUUUCCCGGUGGAAACCAGCAAGAUUGGACCGUACUGCUCUGCCGACCAGGUUCAAAGUGGAUUCCGACUGGAGACAUCGACGACUCCGCUCCUGCUGCUUGCGAUACUGGUUCCGCUGGCGCUAAUCAUCUUUGUAAUGGGUAUGGCCUAUCUGUAUUGCACGCAGAAGAACAAGAAAGAUGCCGUCAAAAUGACGAUGGCGUUGGCUGGAUGCGAGGAUUCCGAACCGCUGAGACCGACUAACGUUGGACCUAAUCUGACCAAGUUGCGAAUCGUCAAGGAAGCGGAACUGCGUCGGGGUGGUGUCAUGGGCAUGGGUGCGUUUGGUCGGGUGUUCAAGGGUGUCUUGAUGCCGGAGGGCGAGAGUAUCAAGAUUCCUGUGGCGAUCAAGGUGUUGAUCGAGAUGUCCGGGUCCGAGUCGAGUAAGGAGUUUUUGGAAGAGGCAUACAUCAUGGCGUCGGUUGAGCAUCCGAAUUUGCUGAAACUGCUGGCAGUUUGUAUGACUUCCCAAAUGAUGUUGAUCACGCAGUUGAUGCCUUUGGGAUGUUUGUUGGACUACGUGCGCAACAACAAAGACAAGAUCGGAUCGAAAGCUCUGUUGAACUGGUCUACUCAAAUUGCCCGUGGUAUGGCUUAUCUGGAAGAGCGAAGACUUGUGCAUCGUGAUUUGGCCGCUCGAAACGUGUUGGUUCAGACACCUUCCAGCGUGAAGAUUACUGACUUCGGAUUGGCAAAGCUUUUGGACUACGAUUCAGAUGAGUAUCGUGCGGCUGGUGGAAAGAUGCCGAUCAAGUGGUUGGCCUUGGAAUGUAUUCGCCACCGAGUGUUCACGAGUAAGAGUGAUGUGUGGGCGUUCGGCGUUACGAUAUGGGAGUUGAUGACUUACGGUGCCCGACCUUAUGAGGACGUUCCGGCAAAGGACGUUCCAGAACUGAUUGAAAUGGGUGGAAAACUUCCACAGCCGGAUCAUAUUUCGCUGGAUGUGUACAUGAUCUUGAUUUCUUGCUGGCACUUAAAUGCCGAUGCUCGUCCAACAUUCACAACUUUGGAAAAGACCUUUGCCGAAAUGGCUAGAGAUCCUGGUCGAUAUCUGAGUAUCCCAGGCGAUAAGUUCAUGAGACUGCCCUCGUAUACCAAUCAGGAUGAGAAAGACUUGAUCCGUACUCUUGCACCGGUGGCUGAAGCUGGAAUUCCUGGAACUAUUGUCGAGGCCGAAGAAUACUUACAACCGAAGACACGGCCGGCCUUAAUGCUUCCUCCGUCAUCAAUGGAGAAGUCAGACGAUAUGUCCAAGUCUAUGCGCUACAGCAAAGAUCAGCUAAAGACGGACGAAGAAUCGGACCGAAAUGCGCGUGAAGUCGGCGUCAGUGGAAUGCGACUGAAUCUACCACUGGACGAGGACGACUAUCUGAUGCCAACUUGCCAAAGCCAAGCACCGUCGGUUCCCGGUUACAUGGAUUUGAUCGGUGUUCCCGCUAGUGUUGAUAAUCCAGAGUACCUGAUGGGAUCCGCCGGUAGCAAUAUCAGCACAGGCCUUCCAACUCCACCGCCGGUGACGCCGUGCAGCAGCGGUAUUAGCACUACUACUCCCAAUAGUCCCGUAACUAGCAUACCUCCUAACAUUAGCAUCAUUAGCACCAAUCCUAGCAACAGCAAUGCCAACAUUACCGCUAGCAUCAUCAAUAACAACAACACCGUUGUUGCCAACCAUGCCAUCGAAAAGGAAGAAGCCAUACCAUUGCCGCACACGACGCUCAACGAACCCCAGGCAGCCCCGCCAACGCAGACCUUGGGUAUCCCACUAUCGCCAACAGAAACGAUAGAAACCACUUCCGAGCAUGAGUACUACAACGAUCUGCAACGGGAACUGAUUCCGCUACAUCGGAACGAAACUACGGUGUGAUCUGACCACUGAACCGCGGCGGCGCACACCAAACCCCAAUUGUACAGAACUGAACUUCCAUUCUGAUUAAUCAUCAUAGGCGAAAUAUUAGGAGAUUUUUAAUGAAAGAAACAUCGAAUGAAGCAACUUUAUAUAGCAAUCGAAUUAGCAUACAAAAAAGUUCAAAGUUUGUAUCGUAAGUGCCUUCAAUACAUGUAACGUUUAAGGGAACUAGGGAAUAGUGGAACUAGUUGGAGAUAAAAUCGAUCGUGCCUUUAUCAGCGAAGUGGUCCUCCGGGAUACCACUUCCGAACACACAAUUGUACAUAUAGUCGUGUUUAUAACGGAUAUUUAAACUGAACAUAGCUAGCGAUGGAUAGCUUAUACAAUAGUGUACUUAAAAUCAUCGUCGGAAGAUGUUGAACAAUUUUAACAAAGCGAAGAGUUUGAGCCAAGUACAAUACGGCGGAAGCUGCCCUUUUUGGAAAAGAUUCUGACAGUGUGUAAUGGUCAUAAAACCGAUACCCUGUCCAGUGGUUUGAGUCAGCAAAGUCGAUCGGUGGCAGACAAAAUUGGCUAAAAUCUAAAAUUUUAUGUAUUUCAUUUGUUUUAAUCUGUGAUACUAUUUAUAAUCGAAUGUCAAAUUUUAUACAAUCUAGGUUUUACUACAAAGACAACGGUUUAAGAGUACAUAUAUAUAUUAGGCAUCAAGCAAUAGCAAGUAUAUGUGGUAGUCGAUAGAAAAUAAAAAAUUGAUUUCAAGCGUAAAUGUCUGCAUAAAUCCAUUUAACGAUCUACAUACGAUUAACAUUCGUUCCACAUAUACAACCCAUCAAACAACGAAUAUUUUCAUGAUAACGCAACUGGUACUUCUCAACGCACUCACACAUAUCAACUAGUAUCGCAUACUACUUAACGCAAUCUUAAAAAAGCAACCAUUUUGAAAUCUCUCCUCGAAGCGUAAUUUUUUGGCCGCGUACUAUGCCCUUCAAAACCCUUAUUUGUACAUAUCUCCUAUACUUUAAGGCACCGUCAGCCAGACGCGGUGCACCGUGUCGAAUUGUAAAUAUUUCGGUCGAAGUCUCUGUAAUGCCCUACUUAAUUAUGCUGCGGUUUUGAGAGGAUUGUACGACAAAAUCCCGGAAAUCAGGGCCGUAGGCUAGAUGUACCCAACACCGGAACGGUGAUUUGGAGUGUAAGUUAUAGCAAAAUCGACGAGGGAUGUGUGAAUUCACUGGGAAAUUAGGAAAAUGUGCCAUGUUUCGUACAUGAAAAUAAAUUUAAAAAUCGUAAUGUUGGGGUUUUCAGUGGUCCUCCAUUGGAAUCCAAGCGUAAAAUAACAUAAAACAAAAACAAAAAAACUCACUGUAAUCUUAAACAAGAGAAAAAUAAAAAGGCUAUUCGACUGUUAGAUAAGCGAAGAAGGCACAACAAAAGCUAGGGUACGACUGUAUUGGAGGAUAAAUUGUUAAUGUUUCUAAGUUAUAUAUGUAUUUUGAACAUUUCAAAUAAAAUGGGAAAAUUAUUCAAAA